Gallus gallus (chicken) is the source of this 1887-nucleotide messenger RNA. It is a transcript of the gene FOXG1, whose product is annotated as forkhead box G1. NCBI's taxonomy places the organism in Eukaryota, Metazoa, Chordata, Aves, Galliformes, Phasianidae. The record is from RefSeq and is marked provisional. Gene Ontology annotation, molecular function: sequence-specific double-stranded DNA binding; DNA-binding transcription factor activity. Gene Ontology annotation, biological process: regulation of transcription by RNA polymerase II. Gene Ontology annotation, cellular component: nucleus.
CUCUGAAAUUAAUUGCGGCCGGGGCGCUCCGUAUAGCCGGCUCCUCUCCGACCCGCGGCGCGUCCUCCCCCCUACACCGGUUUACCGGGGGAACCGGCACCAUGAAGUAGCUUUUUUUUUUUUUUUUUUUUUUUUUUUGUAUGUAUGCGUGUGCGCGCGGUGUUGGGGUUUUUUGUUGUUGUUGUUUGGUUUUUAGAGGGCUCUUUUACUCCUUUUUCCUCCUCUUUUUUCCCCUUCGUUCCGGCUCUCUCCGCUCGGUGACCGCUGCCGCCGUCCCCCGCCCGUGCUACAUGCCGUGCCAGCGCCCGACGCUGCGUUCCCGCCGCGCCGCCGCCGCCGCCGGUGGUGCCGCCGCCCGCCCGGCCCCCGCCCGCCCGGCCCCGGCCGCCGCCAGCCGCCCCCUCGGCGCAGCGUGUGAUGUUGGACAUGGGAGAUAGGAAGGAAGUGAAAAUGCUGCCCAAGUCCUCCUUCAGCAUCAACAGCCUGGUGCCCGAAGCCGUGCAGAGCGACAACCACAGCGGCCACAGCCACCACAACAGCCACCAUCCGCACCACCACCACCACCACCACCACCACCACCCGCCGCCGCCGCAACAGCCCCAGCGCGCCGCCGCGGCCGAAGAAGAGGACGAGGAGAAGGCGCCGUUGCUGCUGCCGCCGCCCGCCGCCGGCGCCCUGGAGGCGGCUAAGGCCGAGGCGCUGGCGGGGAAGGGCGAGGCGGGCGCGGCGGCGGCGGAGCUGGAGGAGAAGGAGAAGGCGGCCGAGGAGAAGAAGGGGGCGGCCGAGGGGGGCAAGGACGGGGAGAGCGGCAAGGAGGGCGAAAAGAAGAACGGCAAGUACGAGAAGCCGCCGUUCAGCUACAACGCGCUCAUCAUGAUGGCCAUCCGGCAGAGCCCCGAGAAGCGCCUGACGCUCAACGGCAUCUACGAGUUCAUCAUGAAGAACUUCCCAUACUACCGGGAGAACAAGCAGGGCUGGCAGAACUCCAUCCGCCACAACCUCUCUCUCAAUAAGUGCUUCGUCAAGGUGCCCCGCCACUACGACGACCCGGGCAAAGGGAACUACUGGAUGCUGGACCCGUCCAGCGACGACGUCUUCAUCGGGGGCACCACGGGCAAACUGCGCCGGCGCUCCACCACUUCGCGGGCCAAGCUGGCCUUCAAGCGCGGCGCCCGCCUCACCUCCACCGGCCUCACCUUCAUGGACCGGGCGGGGUCCCUCUACUGGCCCAUGUCCCCCUUUCUGUCCCUGCACCACCCGCGGGCCAGCAGCACGCUGAGCUACAACGGGACGGCGUCCGCCUACCCCAGCCACCCCAUGCCCUACAGCUCGGUGUUGACUCAGAACUCCUUGGGGAACAAUCACUCCUUUUCCACGUCCAACGGGUUGAGCGUCGAUAGACUCGUCAACGGGGAGAUCCCCUACGCCACUCACCACCUCACGGCCGCCGCCCUGGCCGCCUCGGUGCCGUGCGGCUUGUCGGUCCCCUGCUCCGGCACCUACUCCCUAAACCCCUGCUCCGUGAACCUCCUGGCGGGACAGACGAGUUACUUUUUCCCCCACGUCCCUCACCCCUCAAUGACUUCUCAGAGCAGCACUUCGAUGACGGCCAGGGCCGCCUCUUCGUCCACAUCGCCGCAGGCACCCUCCACCCUGCCCUGCGAGUCCCUAAGACCCUCUUUGCCGAGUUUCACGACGGGACUCUCCGGAGGACUCUCCGAUUAUUUCACACAUCAAAAUCAGGGGUCUUCUUCCAACCCUUUAAUACAUUAACGUCCAUGGGAUCAGACUGUAAGUGAACAUUUUACACACGUUCGCGUUGUAAAUGAUGAUUGAAAAGAGAAAAAAAAAGAAAAAGGAAAAAAAAAAAGAAAAACAAAAAAGCCC